GAUCACAAGAGCAUCCUUCUACUGAAGACACAAGGGUUAUAAAAGAUUCUCUCUGACCCGCAUUUACCCCGGUUCCGAUCUCAAUCGUACGGUAGUUAGUAUUAAUUCUACUGCGGAAACAGCCUUUUUCUGGCUAAUCCCGUGGAAGAGAGAUGUGACGGAUAUGCCGAUUUGAUUAAUUACAUAAACCAUGGUAAUCAUGGCAUUCCUUAUUCUUUCACUCUCCUCUUCUCUCCUCGUCUGGGUCGAUCGGUACAAUGUAUCACAUUAUACAUACUAAUGGUACGUCUCGUGUUCGAUCCGUGUGCCCUGAGCAAACAAACAAAAGGGUUCUAUAUGGGGUGCUGGAGAUAAUAUUUAUUUGUGAUCUCAGCUGAAAUAAAGGGGCAAGAGGAAGAUAAUUGCAGAACUGGAGAUUCCUAUUGUUGAUCUGGGGUGAUUAUUUUUGGUUUUCUUAUUUUGGGCGUAGACGUGGCGAAUGAGCUAAAUGAGCUCUGUCACCCGCCCUGGAAGGCUGAGAGGAGGCCUGGGACCUGCCAUGGAGGUCUCUCCUGGCAAAUUCCUGUUGUGUUUUUUCGGGUUUUCCUUCUUCGGAUGGCUGAUUGUCAAGUUUGCUGCAACAGUACUGGCUUGGAUAUUUAGUCGUAUAUUUGGUGGUCCUGUUCAAUUCCGUUUUGCAGGAUUCAACUGCCUAAGGGAUGUAUCUGUGAAAUUAAAGAAGGGUGCAGUUGAAUCAAUUGCCAUUGGAGAGAUUAAACUGAGCUUUCGCAAGUCACUUGUCAAGUUGGGACAAAGCAUGAUUUCAAGGGACCCGAAACUACAACUUCUUUUGUCUGAUCUAGAAGUGGUUAUUAGACAUCCACAAGAGAGAAAGCAUACAUCUGGCACACAGCGGACUCGGUCUGCAAGUCGUGGGAAAUGGAUGCUCGUCACGAAUAUUAUUAAAUAUCUUUCAGUGAAUAUAACAGAACUAAUUGUGAAGAUGCCAAAAGCAACCUGUGAAGUAAAGGAGUUGAAACUGGAUAUUUUUAAAGAUGGAGCUUCAUCAUCUUCAUUAGGAGUUAAAUUGCAGCUUUUACCAUGCAAUAUUUUUUUAGGGAAGCAGCACACAUAUGAACAUGAUAGCACUUUUAGUUUGAAAGAAAGCAUUCUUUCUGUUGGGCGAACACUUUCAUCAAAUGUAGACAAGGAUUAUGCUCCAUUUUACCUUGAGGAACUUUUGGUCAUUUGUCAAUUUGGAUAUGCCAGGGAUGGAGUGACUAUUAGACAUGUUGAAGGAACAUGUGGAGAAGUGCUGGUGAAUUUGAGCGAGGAUGCAUUUAACACUAGAAAGCCUGCUAAGGAAUAUACAGACGAUGGUAGUGCAAGCAAAGAUUUCAAUCCUGAAUGCACAGAAAAAUUGGAAUCUCCAAAAGUGACAAAAGCAGAAGAAAGUUUGCCCAUGUCAUCUGCUGAAAAAUACAUGUUGGCAUUCCCAGAAAAAGUUAGCUUCAGUUUGCCAAAGCUGAGCAUGACCUGCUUUUCCAGUGAAGGGCUACGAGUUCAGAAUAAUAUAAUGGGUAUUCAGCUACGAAGUACUAGAUCAAAGAUUCCUGAGGAGAUGGGAGACAGUGUUUCACAUUUAGACGUUCAAAUUGACUGCAGUGAAAUGCAUUGUCUAAAAGAGGGUAACACAUCCAUUUUGGAGAUAUUGAAGGUUGUAGUAUCAACAUCCUUAGACAUUCCAAGGCAGUUAACAAUGCCAUUCCGAGCGGAGGUUGAUAUCAAACUCGGUGGCACACAAUGCCACUUGCUUAUAAACCGGCUGAAGCUGUGGAUGGACCUUUACUUUAAUCAUAAGAGGAAGAGAAACUCGUCUCCAAUGCAGUCAAGCAGCAAGCCAAUUAAAGCCCGGUCUUCUCAUACAGAUCUGAAGAGCAUCAUGUGGACCUGCACUGUCUCGGCACCUGAAACUACAAUUAUCUUGUACAACCUUAAUGAUGCACCUAUUUACCUUGUGUGUUCCCAGUCUUCACAUCUAUUUGUAAAUAAUAUCACAAGUGAGAAAAUUUCCGUUCAUAUGGAAUUAGGUGAAUUACUUCUACAUGUGCCAGAUGAAGACCAUGGAUGCUUGAAGGAAAGUUUUUUUGCUGUAGAAACAAGUUUAGAGUCAUUGUUGCAUAUAUCACGGGUCAGUGUUGACUGGGGGCUUAGAGAAACAGAAUCCAUUGAAGAUGAUAAAACUGAGCAAAGAAAAUUGACUCUUGCUGUUGAAGUUAGUGGAAGUUCAACAUGUCUGUCCUUACAACGGCUUCAGUUACUUGUAUUCACCUUUAUGUCUUAUGCAGCUGUCUUGAAGAGUGUAUCUGCUAUAAAUAAUAGGGCAAAGAAGAGGAAAGGAAACAGUAAUAGUAAACUCGGAGCAAAUAGUAUAAAUGUUAUAAGGCUCAACCUUGAGAAGUUCACUGUAAAGUUUGUUGGAGAUCUCAAUGUGGAAAAUACAGACAUUGCAGAUCCAAAACGUGUAAAUUUUGGAAGUCAGGGUGGUGAGGUAAUUAUCACUGAAGUGGAAGAGGGAAAGCCGCGUGUUGCUUAUGUAAAAUCUUCAAGUUCGAGAGAUACCAGACUGGAGCUGAAAUGCAUAACAUCAUUCAAUAUUGUUCAUUUUUCUUUAUGCAGAGAUAAAAACGCAAAUUCCACGCAAUUAGAAUUGGAAAGAGGAAAGAUCAUGUAUCAGGAGGUAGCUGGAGACAAAACAUUUGUUGAUUUGACAUUGCUAGCAUUGCAAAGUGGGAAGGUUGUAUACCAAAUUCCUAAUAAUAAUGGAAUUACUAGAUGCGCUCUUGUUUGUGCUACUGAUGUAACUAUUAGAUGGGAGCCUGAUGUACAUCUGGUUUUAUAUGAAACUAUGUUGCGCAUGAAAUCUUUAUUGCAGGAGCAAAAGAAUUUGAGUCAUGCUUAUGUCACAAAUACUUUAAUUUUUAAUACCGAUGAAGACUUUCUCUUUGAGGGAAUAAGGAAGCCCACAGGUGGUGAUUUCCAAGGUCCAGCUCGAAAUGAUAAGCAACAUAAUAAGGAGCUUGUGCUGGCAAUAGACAUAGAACAGUUAACCCUCUCUGCUAGUCUUGCAGACGGCGUAGAGUGUUUAGUUAAGGUUCAGUCUAUAUUCUCAGAGGAUGCUAAAAUUGGGAUGUUACUUGAAGAUCUUGGGCUCAGUUUGAAUGAAGCAACUGUUUUUAAAAGUAAUCGGCUCCAAAUUUCCCGCAUUCCCACUUCUCCUGAGGGUAGCACUGGAACAAUCAGUCGUUUUGAUGCUGAAAUCAGAUCUUCAGUUACUUGGGAUUGUCUCAUCCAAGGUCGCGAUGUUCGUAUAAUUAUGCCACAUAGAUUGCAGCUGCGUGCAAUAGAGGAUGCUGUUGAGGAUAUGUACCGGGGUUUGAAGCUAGUUAUGGCUGCUAAGAGACAAUCAUUAUGCCCCUCAGGCAUGAAAAAUUCAAAACAUUCGAAGAACAGAUCAUCAAAAUUUGGCUGCAUUAAGUUCAGUUUCCGUGAGGUGAUUGCUGAGAUUGAGGAAGAGCCAAUUCAAGGCUGGCUAGAUGAACAUUACCAACUAAUGAAAAAUGAAGUCUGUGAACUCUCUGCUCGGUUAAGGUUUCUGGAUGAAAUUGUAGCAGAAGGUUCUAGCCUUUCUGGUAUUCCUGAACUCAAGGAAUUGUACACAGAUGAAUAUGUCAAUCUUCAUGAAAAUUUGGAAAUGAAUUCAUCAGAUCAAGAUAUUAUCAAAACCUUGCAAGCAAGGCUUCAACAACAAGCUUUCCAGUCUUACUACAAAGCUUGCCAGAAAUUAGUUAUUUCUGGAGGUUCUGGAGCUUGUCGGAAAGGCUUACAGGCUGGUUUCAGACCUAGUGUUAGUAGAAGUUCCCUCCUAUCUAUUCGUGCUUCAAAUUUGGAGGUAACUUUGACAGAGAUUGAAGGUGGCAAGUUGGGAAUGGUUGAGAUGAUAAGGAAGCUUGAUUGUGUUAGUCCAGAGAUGGAAGUCCCGUUCUCCAGAAUGAUGGGGAGGAAUAUUUCUAUAAAUACAGGCUCACUGGUAAUUCAACUGAGAAACUACUCCUUCCCAAUGCUUGCAGCAACUAUGGGUAAAUGCAAUGGAAGCAUAAUUUUGGCUCAACAGGCAACAACAUUCCCUCCUCAAUAUUUUCAAAAUGUGUAUAUUGGUAGAUGGCACAAGGUUGAAAUGCUACGGUCUAUGAGUGGUACUACUCCACCACUUAAAAUGUACUCUGAGUUGCCAAUAGAAUUUGAGAAAGCAGAAGUUGCCUAUGGGGUGGGUUUUGAACCAGCUAUUGCUGAUCUAAGCUAUGCCUUUACCAUAGCUCUUAGGAAAGCUAAUUUAAGUAUUCGAAACGAUGGUGCUUUGCCUUCAGGAAAUGUUCCUGGUUCUGUUCUAUUUCCAUCUGGAAGUUGCGUUCACACAGACAAUCAAACAGCCAAAAAGGAACGAAGCUUGCCAUGGUGGGAUGAUAUGCGAUACUAUAUUCAUGGUAAAAACAGUAUUCGUUGUUCUGAUUUUAAAUGGAAUUUCUUAGCAACAACAGAUCCAUAUGAAAAGAUUGAUAAAUUGCAAAUUGUUGCCGCUAUCAUGGAUAUUCAACAAUCAGAAGGCCGGCUUGCAUUUUAUGCAAAGGAAUUUAACAUUUGUAUAAGCAGCUUGGAGCAUUUACUGAAGAAUUAUGACCUGAAACUACCAGUUGAUGUCAGGGGAGGAUUUAUUUAUUCAGCAGCCUUCCAACUUGAUAUAACAAUGAAUUGGGAAUGUGAGUCAGGGAACCCUCUCAACCAUUAUUUGCAUGCACUUCCCAGUGAGCUUGAACCCCGGAAGAAAGUCUAUGAUCCUUUUCGUUCUACAUCAUUCUCUCUUCGCUGGAAUUUCUCUUUGAAACCUUCACACUCUAUAGAACCAGUUGAAGAAUCAUCUUCUUCCAUGGGAGAUGCAGACAGGCUUAGUAGUAAAGUGAAAGCUCAGGUUAUGUCUGCUGCCAGAAGGUCCAACACAAACAGGAACUUUUAUGAUUCAGCUUCAGUCUUUCCCCCUGGAAAAUUGGGUAUGGUGUCAAUGGGUGUUCCAACAGUGAAUUUGGGUGCCCAUGAUUUGAUAUGGAUUUUUAGGUGGUGGAAUUUAUAUUAUAAUCCACCUCAUAAAAUUCGUUCUUUCUCAAAAUGGCCUCGUUUUGGAGUUCCAAGAUCAACCAGAUCAGGGAAUUUAUCCCUUGAUAAAGUCAUGACUGAGUUUAUGCUACGUGUUGAUGCAACCCCUACUUGUAUCAAGCACGUUCCUCUGGGAAGUGAUGAUCCUGCAAAUGGAUUGACCUUUAAUAUGAAAAAGCUAAAAUAUGAGCUCUGUUACAGCCGAGGGAGACAGCGCUAUACCUUCGAAUCUAAGCGUGAUCCUCUUGAUCAAGUGUACCAAGGUUUAGAUCUUCAUGUGCUGAAGGCAGAGCUGAAGGAUCCAAGCACAAGCAGUGUCGAAGAAUGUUCCCAAAAUUCCAAAAGAGUUAAGCAGCCACAAGGAGUAACUGACAGUGUUUGUAAUGAACAGCGUAGGGAAAAUGGAAUCACUGCUGACAUAUCCAAUGGGGAUGGUUUGCUACUUUAUACAGACUAUUUUACUAUCAGAAAGCAGUCUCCAAAGGUUGAUCCUUCAAGGCUGUUGUCAUGGCAGGAAGAAGGACGGAGUAUAAGAAGUCUUGAGGCUACUUAUGUUAGGUCAGAAUUUGAUUACGGAAGUGAGAAUGAUGCAACGCUCUCUGAUCCCAGUGAUGAUGAUGGCUUUAAUGUAGUGUUAGCUGACAAUUGCCAGCGUGUGUUUGUGUAUGGACUUAAACUCCUAUGGACGAUAAAAAAUAGAGAUGCUGUUUGGGCAUGGGUUGGUGAAAUAGCAAAAGCAUUUGAGUCUCCUAAGCCAUCCCCGUCCAGGCAGUAUGCUCAGAGGAAGAUGAUUGAGGAACAACAGAAGCUUGCAGGGACGGGAUUGCCUGCUGAUGAUCCUUCUAGAUUGUCAACCUCUCCAAAGCAUAGUAAAGGUUCACAUGUUUCUUCAUCAUCGAUCCAUGUAGACAAACCAAUUUCUUCCCCAUCUCCGUCAAGGAAAAUGGGUUCUUCAUCAUCUGCCUCAUCAGCAUUGCUUAAAGGAUUGACUAUAGACGAGACAGGAGAAGAGGGUACAAUGAACUUUAUGGUGAAUGUCGUUCAGCCUCAGUUUAAUCUUCAUUCAGAAGAAGCAAAUGGUGCAUUCUUACUUGCUGCAGCCAGUGGACGUGUCUUGGCUCGCUCCUUCCAUUCUGUAUUACAUGUUGGGUUUGAAAUGAUUCAGCAAGCAUUAGGAGCUGGAGGCAUGCAUAUUCCUGGAUCUGCACCCGAAAUGACAUGGAAGCGCCGGGAGCUUUCAGUUAUCUUAGAACAUGUACAAGCUCACGUAGCUCCUACAGAUGUUGACCCUGGAGCUGGGCUACAGUGGCUUCCUAAAAUUCCAAGAACUUCCCCUGAAGUUAAACGUACUGGUGCGCUGCUGGAGCGUGUAUUUAUGCCAUGCACAAUGUAUUUCCGUUACACACGAUAUAAAGGAGGAACAACUGAUUUAAAGAUCAAGCCUUUAAAAGAGCUCUAUUUUAAUUCUUCAAACAUAACUGCUACAAUGACAUCUCGCCAGUUUCAUGUUAUGGUGGAUAUUUUAAGUAAUCUUCUCCUUGCAAGGCUUCCCAAGCCUAGGAAGAGCAGCCUGUUACAUCCCGAUGAUGAAGAAGAAGGUAUUGAAGAGGAGACAGAUGAGGUUGUUCCUGAUGGAGUGGAAGAGGUUGAAUUGGCUCGUGUUAAACUUGAGCAGGCAGAAAGAGAAUGUAAGCUGCUGCUUGAUGAUGUCAGGACAAUUGCAGUAGGUUUCCUUAGCUUAACAGAGACUGAUUUUUCUCCAGAAAAAGAGGACACCUUGUUGUGGAUGAUGUCAAAUGGAAAAUCUGCAUUGGUUCAAAACUUGAAGAAAGAACUGAGUAAUAAACGCAAGGCUAGAAAGGCAGCAUCUGCAUUGUUGAGGUUAGCUUUGCAAAGGGCAGCACAACAAAGGUUGAUGGACAAGGAGAAGAAUAAAAGUCCUUCCUUUGCCAUGCGCAUUUCAUGGGCCAUUGAUAAAGUUGUCUGGAGUAUGUUAUCUGAUGGCAAGGCUUUUGCAGAAGCAGAAAUAAGCCACAUGAUUUUGAAUGUUGAUCGUGAUUACAAAGAUGUUGGAGUUGCAGAGUUUGCAACAAGAUCAUUUGUUGUGAGAAAUUGUUUAGCCAAUGCUAAAUCAGAUGUGGUGCUAUCUGCUUGGAACCCACCUACAGAAUGGGGGAGAAAUUUUAUGCUUCGUGUGGAUGCAAAACAGGGAGCUCCUAAGGAUGGAAACUCUCCUCUUGAGCUUUUCCAGGUGGACAUAUACCCAUUGAGAAUAUAUUUAACCGAAACAAUGUACAAGAUGAUGUGGGAGUAUUUCUUCCCAGAAGAGGAACAAGACUCACAAAAGCGUCAGGAGGUUUGGAAGGUUUCCACCACUGCUGGCUCAAAACGUGGUAAAAGAGGGCUAUCUUCUAAUCACGAACAGGCUUCAACAUCCAGUCAUAGAGCUAGAGAAGGAGACACCUUAACUAGGAGUAGUGCACCUGGGACACCAUUAGUUCCACUUGGGAAUAAACAGCCCUUUACACAUGGGGAUCCAUCUCAACUGAGCUUCCUAAUGGCUUCACAUAUUCUUGAGGCACCUAGAUUGCAGAGUCAAAAGACAACCCCUGCCACUGGCCCUAGUGCAGAACACCGGAGGACAUCAUCAUUCGAUAGGUCAUGGGAGGAAAAUAUAGCAGAAUCUGUUGCAAAUGAACUUGUAUGUCAUGCACAAGGUAAAAAGAUGUAUUGCUCAAACAGUGGUCCUCUUAGCAUAACAAAUGAACAUCCAUCUGGAAUUCCUACUUUUGCAACAGCUGUCCCAAUGGGAAGUGUUGAUAUAUCCAAGAAUAGAUCAAGAGAGGUUAAGCCUAUUAAAGCGGGCAGGUCUUCUCAUGAAGAAAAGAAGCCAAGCAAAUCACAUGAAGAAAAGAAAGUAUCUAGAGCACGCAGAGCUCUGGAAUUUCAGAACAUAAAGAUAAGUCAGGUAGAGUUGCUUGUCACCUAUGAGGGAUCUCGACUUGCAUUUAAUGAUUUGAGACUGUUAAUGGAUACCUUCACUCUAGUUGAUUAUACUGGCACUUGGCGGAGAUUAUUUGGUCGUGUCAGGAAACACAUUAUAUGGGGAGUUUUGAAAUCUGUUACUGGCAUGCAGGGAAAGAAGUUCAAGGACAAGGUUCAAGGCCAAAGACAAGCAGAUGGAGGUGCCUCCCCUGACAGUGAUUUGAAUUUCAGUGAUAGUGAUGGAAGCCAACCAGGCAAAAAUGAUCAGUUUCCAAUAACUUGGUUCAAGAAGACAAGUGACCGUGCAGGUGAAAGCUUUGUAACAUCUAUCAGAGGGUUAUUCAAUUCUCAGCGACGGAAAGCAAAAGCAUUUGUGUUACGCACAAUGAGGGGGGAUGCUGAAAAUGAAUUUCAAGGUGAAUGGAGUGAGAGUGAUACCGAGUUUUCCCCAUUUGCAAGACAACUAACCAUGACCAGGGCCAGGAGGCUUAUACGACGACAUACUAAAAAAUUUCGUUCAAACAGACACAAAGCAUUACCUUUUCUUAGAGAUUCAUUCCAGUCUUCACCAAGGACAACACCUUUCCAGAGUGAGGCAGAAUCUUCAAGCGUAUCUUCUGCAUAUGAGGAUUUCCAUGAUUAAUAUCAGCAUUUUUGUUGCAGCCAUGUUGUGCUUGUUUGUAUAUGAUAUUGAUGACCACAUCUCAAUGCUGUUUCUGUUGCUCUAUGCAUGUCUCCUUUUCCCAGGCUAUAUGUAACUUAGCAAUGAUGUGCCAGCAAGAAGAAAAAUAUUUGAAGACAUCAACCUAAACCAAGCAACCAACAACUCAUUCAAAAGCAAUGAGUCAAAAUUAUGCCUUGUACAAUGAGUUUCCUUCGGACUGUUUGCCCAAUGGAGCCAAUUUUGCUGUAAUUAUUGAAGAUGUAGCUCAGACAGCUUCAAAAAUUGUAUUCUUCCCCACAAGCAGAUGGAGAUAUUCAUCGGAGACCAAUUGACUAAUUUUGUAUCCUCGAUUCAUGCCAAAUAAAACAGUACCCCUCAAGAAAAAGUAGAGGGAAAGUAUCAUGUUACAGAAGACAUCAACUGAAUUCUGGUGUAUACAUUUUUUGUGAUUAAUUUGAAAAUACAAGCCUUUGGUUGA
Messenger RNA from Cryptomeria japonica (Japanese cedar), 9314 nucleotides. Its product is annotated as protein SABRE. Lineage: Eukaryota; Viridiplantae; Streptophyta; Pinopsida; Cupressales; Cupressaceae. The transcript has 23 exons. The record is from RefSeq and is a predicted model, not a curated record. Bases 488 to 8815 code for a protein of 2775 amino acids.